AUGGUUGUAUCGAAAGCAGAUCUACAGGAACGAUCGAGACACGCUGCGCAGCCUACGAAAAAGAUGUCUGAGGAUACCACAACGGACGAGUCUGAUGCGAGGGAGCUGGAGCAGGUCAGUGGCGUUGCGGAUGUGGAUGUGUAUGAUGACGACUAUGAUCUUUUUGGCGAUGUGGAGCUGCGGCUGGAGCUGGAGCGAGAGCGAGAGCAAAGUGAUGAUGAAGAGGGAGAGGAAGAAGAACACGAGCAAGAAGCGCAACAUCCAAAUGCCACGCCAGAGGCUCUCACCGAUGAUCAAGAUAGGGACGAGGUCGCAGUCCCGACAGAGGCCCGAGCAGGUUCGAGUUUGACCGGUGCGAAGAGGAAGCACGAUGAUACGAUUGAGCUAGCGGACAACCAUGUCUACAAUUCUCUCAGCCCAGCGCAAGAAGAACUGAACGAACUGAAGGAGCAAGACGAGCACGAAAUCCCAUCCAUGCCAGUCCCAGAAGCCGACACAACAUCCGCAUCUCUACACAAGCCACCAUCCUCCAUCCAACCCCUCCACGCAGUCCACCCAGAAGACACGCCACCACCCACCCCUCUACGAAAAACCUCAAACGCUCCCCGCUCCUACAAACCCAUCAAGAAACCCCACCGAAACACCCCCACACACAUCGCGAAAUCACUAUCACCCCACCAAACACCCACCACCGCUCCGUCCGCAGAAGCCAAAAUCACCAAAGCCCAACGGGACAUCACAUCGCCCGCCAACGAAGCUGCGGAUUUGGAGCUAUGGUGCAUCUGCCACGCACCCGAUGAUGGGGCGUUGAUGAUCGCGUGCGAUGGGCCUGCUUGUCCGAUCGAGUGGUUCCAUGCAAACUGUGUUGGUAUCGAGAGGCCGCCGGGGGUGAAGUGGUAUUGUGAGGUGUGUGCGCCGGGGCGUGUGGGGAGGAAAGGGGAGGGAAAGGGGAAGGGAAAGGGGAGGGAAAGGGGAAGGGGGAGAAGAAGAAGAGGAGGAGGGUUGGGUGAGAUGGAGAUGGAGACGGAGAUGGGGAGUACGACGUGGAGCUUGUAG
Molecule: messenger RNA, 1056 nt
Organism: Ascochyta rabiei
Lineage: Eukaryota; Fungi; Ascomycota; Dothideomycetes; Pleosporales; Didymellaceae
Product: 2-(3-amino-3-carboxypropyl)histidine synthase
Exons: 1
Coding region: 1-1056 (351 amino acids)
Biological process (GO): regulation of DNA-templated transcription
Cellular component (GO): nucleus
Source: RefSeq, a predicted model, not a curated record